AAUGUUUCAUGUGUUGUCACAGCAAGGAAUAUCAUGGCUUCAACUCUGCUGCCUGGUUGGAUCUUGAUAAAAAUAACUUGACUAAUACUGCUAGAAUUUCCUAAUGCGUUUUUUAUGAGCAGAUCACUUCAUGUUCAUUCAUCCAAACACUGAAGCUGUUGCUGGUUGCAAUACAGAAAAUCUGUAAUUAAGUUUAGUUACAAUGGCUGCAGUUUGGAAACAUCAAUUGCUGUAACCAGUGUGUGGUCUUUCAGUUUUGUCCACCGGGUGGCAGAGCUGCGCAUGCAUGAUAUUUAUUAUCUAAGGAGUCAAUACGGACCGGAAGUUAUUAAACCUUAACUGAUUAUUGACUUGAAAGCAAGACCCUAACCCUUUGUGUUGUUUCUUGUACUGAACUGUUAUUUUGGAUAUACGCAUUAGUCUAUGAACAUAUGGUUGAUUGCCCUUAUAAUAAAAAAACACUACAGAUUAACUUAAUGCAGAAUGAGGAAAGGCUCUAAUCAGCAUCUAUUGGAAUUGAAAUAUGCAUCACAGUUUUCUGAAAGCUGCAGGGGAAAACAUGCUUGUUGUAGUAGGUGUGGGCGGCUUUAUGAAUCAUCCUCAGAGGUGGGAGGGGCCCUGCUGGUAAAAUAUUCCUGUGAGAGCGGCGUCACCACAGUCAACAGUGGAAUGUAAUUUCUGCGCAGGUCAAAGCGUUUAGCAAAAAAAAAAAAAAAAAAGCCAAAACAAAAGGAGAACCUCCGCCUUGACGCCGUGAGCGGCAGCCAGCCUCCUCUGCGCUGUCCUUUUAUUCGAGCGUCACAUCCCGCUGGCCGGAGGAAUGUAGAGACGGAGCGCUUUAAAAAUAGCAUCCUCUCCUCUGACAGCGCGGCUCCGGUGGCUCCGCGGCACUGUGCUGCGAGAAGCAGGAAUGCGAAGAUGGCUGCAGACCUAGGAGAGCUGCUGGUCCCGUACAUGCCCACCAUCCGCGUCCCCCGGACGGGAGACAGGGUCUUCAAGAGCGAGUGCGCCUUCUCCUUCGACUCCCCCGAGUCUGAGGGAGGCCUGUAUGUGUGUAUGAACACAUUCCUGGGCUUUGGACGAGAACAUGUGGAGAGACAUUAUCGCAAAACAGGCCAGAGUGUUUACAUGCACCUCAAACGACACGUCAAAGAGAAAGCCACAGGAGCUGCAGGAGGAGCCGUCCCCAGGCGAAGAAACGGAAAAGUGUUUCUAGAUUUAGAGCUAAACCGCGACUUUAACGGAGAGGACUAUGAAUAUGAAGACGAGGCCAAGCUUGUCAUUUUUCCAGAUCACUUCGAGAUUGCCUUACCAAAUAUUGAGGAGUUACCUGCUCUGGUGACCAUCGCCUGUGACGCAGUGCUCAAUGCACCAUCAGCCUACAAGAAGCAGGAGCCUGAAUCGUGGGAGGAGGAGAUCCAGGUGUCCAAACAUGCCAGGAGCCUCAGACAGCUGGAUAACGGCGUCCGAAUCCCCCCUAGUGGCUGGAAGUGUCAGAAGUGCGAGAUGAGAGAGAACCUGUGGCUGAACCUGACUGAUGGAGCGGUGCUCUGUGGGAAGUGGUUCUUUGAUGGCAGCGGAGGCAACGGCCACGCUCUGGAGCACUACAGAGAGACCAGCUACCCGCUGGCCGUCAAGCUGGACAACAUCACCCCGGAUGGAGCAGACGUCUACUCUUUCGAAGAGGAGGAGGCUGUGCUGGACCCCCACAUAUCCGAUCACCUGUCACACUUCGGAAUAGACAUGCUACAGAUGCAGAAAAGAACGGAGAACGGGCACCACACGGACAACAGCGCCCGGCCGCGGGUCAGCGAGUGGGAGGUGAUCCAGGAGUCGGGCAUGAAGCUGAAGGUGGUGUACGGCUCGGGGUACACGGGCAUCAAGAACCUGGGCAACAGCUGCUAUCUCAGCACAGUGAUGCAGGUCCUCUUCAGCAUCCCAGACUUCCAGAGGAUGUAUGUGGGUAAUCUGCAGAGGAUAUUUGACUAUUCGCCCCUGGACCCCACGCAGGACUUCGCCACACAAAUGGCUAAACUGGGACACGGACUGCUCUCAGGCCAGUACUCCAAACCACCCAUGAAAUCUGAGCUCAUUGAACAGGUGAUGAAAGAAGAACACAAGGUAUUAAACUGGCACCAGCAGAAAGGCAUCUCUCCCAGGAUGCUGAAGGCCCUGGUGAGCAGAGGACAUCCAGAGUUCUCCUCCAGCAGGCAACAGGACGCCCACGAGUUCCUGCUGCACAUGGUCAACCUGGUGGAGAGGAACAGUGCCGGCUCAGAGAAUCCCAGUGACAUCUUCCGUUUCCUGGUGGAGGAGCGAACUCAGUGCUGCCAGACGCGCCGGGUCCGCUACACUCAGCGGGUGGACUACUGCAUCCAGCUGCCCGCCCCCAUUGAGGCAGCCACCAAUCGAGAGGAGCUGCUGGCGUACGAGGCCAAGAGGAAGGAGGCCGAGGAGAACACGCGGGCGCCUCCGGAACCGGUGAGGGCGCGGAUCCCCUUCACCGCCUGCCUGCAGGCCUUCACGGAGCCGGAGAACGUCCCAGACUUCUGGAGCUCAGCGCUGCAGGCCAAGUCGGCUGGAGUCAAAACUUCCCGUUUCGCCUCCUUCCCAGAAUAUCUUAUAUUGCAGAUAAAAAAAUUCACGUUCGGGGUUGACUGGGUGCCAAAGAAACUAGACUUGACUAUAGAGGUUCCAGACUUCCUGGAUCUGAGCCGGCUGCGGGCCACAGGGAAGCAGGCAGGUGAAGAGGAGCUGCCCGACCUCAUGCCUCCCAUCGUGCUACCUGAGGACACCAGAGAUAACUCCAUGAGCUCCAUAGACUCUCCAGAAAUAGAUGAGGCGGCAGUGAUGCAGCUGGCAGAGAUGGGCUUUCCACUGGAGGCCUGCAGGAAGGCUGUGUACUACACGGGCAACAUGGGCCCCGAAAUGGCCUUCAACUGGAUCAUAGCCCACAUGGAGGAGCCUGACUUUGCCGAACCUCUGGCUCUGCCCUCCAUGAUGGAUCCUGGGCCUUCCACCAGUGACGGUCCCGUGGGUGCCACGCCGCUCGACAACUCGCCCCCUGAGGAGAGCAUCGCCAUCCUCACCUCAAUGGGCUUCCCCCGCGCUCACAGCAUCCGGGCGCUCAAAGCCACGAACAACAACCUCGAGCGAGCGCUCGACUGGAUUUUCACGCACCCGGAGGAGGAGGAGCUGGACACGCUGUCGGACAUGGCCGACACCGAACCCAACGACAACGCCUUCUCCAACGCCACCUCGCACAGCGACUCCACGCUGUCUCCGGACAGAGAAGCGUCAGGGCCGCGCGUCAAAGACGGACCGGGACGCUACGAGCUGUUCGCCUUCAUCAGCCACAUGGGCGCGUCCACCAUGUCCGGCCAUUAUGUUUGUCACAUCAAAAAGGAGGGACGGUGGGUGAUCUACAACGACCACAAAGUGUGUUUGUCAGAGAAGCCUCCCAAAGACUCGGGCUACAUCUACUUCUACCACCGACUGUCGAGCAGUUAAAGUCCAGCUCCGCACCCCCGCCCCCUCCGACCCCGCCACAGCCCCCGCCCCCCCCCUCAGACUGGCAGACCUCUGUAACAACGGCCGGUGGAAACGAUGGAAACAGCCUCUCAGACCAGCCGCGCGCCUUAACGUGAGGCCGGGAGCUCCAGGAGGACGGCUCACGAGGGGAAAGCGCAGCAGGUUUAGUGCAUUUGUGUCAUGCUACGCUUUUAAACGCGGACUCAGUGUUAAUGCUACGGACCGUGUGGGUGCAGAGGGAUGUGUGCAGUUAGUACGUCUGGACUGUUCUGCACGCACAACAAUGCCACAUAUCAAACCCAUCGUUGCUUCUCAACGCCUUCGGCUCCUGCGCCGGUGUUUUCAAAACCAGUACAUUUUAUAAAUGUAUUUUAAAAAUGGCGACGCGUCACUGCCAGCGCUGCUCUGGAAAUGACUGUGCAAGCAAUGUUUUUUGUUUUUUUUUAAUCUCGAGGGUAAUAUUUUGGGUUAUUAAGAGAAAUCACAGACACGGUGUGCAGGUUUCAGAAUGAAGGAGAGCAGGUGGCUAAACUACCAGGACCGGAUCCCAUUAGCUCAGAUCGAACGACUGAAGUUCGUAGACGUGGACUUUUUAAUUCACCAGCAACAAGCAAUUGAAUGUGGAAUUCAACAUAUUUUCCGCUACAAUUUCGCUGAACGGAACACUUAAGUGAGAAAAUCUUAAAUUCAUCAGUAUAUCAAAUCCUGAGUUGUACCACAAAUUUCUUUUUUAUUAAUAAUUUUUUGCCUCAAUUGCAAAAUAUUUGCAUAGUAGGCACCAGAACGGCGUCUCUGCUGCAGCUGGUCCACUCGGGUCCCUUCAUCACUCUGACAGAUUCAGACUGCGACCCAGAAGGUAAAAUGAAUGUUCCCCUCGACCUGUUACCAAUUUUUACAGGUCACUUAAUUCACUUAUGCAUCUGAACUUUGUUUUCUAAAGCAAUAUGCACUUCAACCAAACCUACUGUGCGACGGAAGCUGAACGACGCCUCGUCUCCUCCGCGCCGUUCAGUCUUAUGCGGUGAUGAAUGUACGACCUCCCUGGUGCUCGCUGCAAACACAACCUCGACCCGAACACACAGCUGGUUUAAGACUUGUGCUGUGUAGUAACUGUUAGCUGAUGCUGGAAUGGACCUUUUUUCUCUUUCUCAACAUCUCACUGUUUCUAUAUUGUAUAGUGGUAUUAUUUUAAUGCUCGGUGGGACUGGAUUUACAUCAAAACUGGAAGUUAGUGGCAGGAGUAUGACUGCCCUUAAGAAUGUUAAAUUAAAAGUGUGUCUCUCCUCGAGGCCACUGCCCUCAAAGACAAGAGAAGCGUCACCAUCCGAGAGCACAGAUAAUAAUCUUUAUUUCGCCGGUGCUCCCCUUCACCAACGCUGCGUCUAGACUCCCCUGAGCAGAGCUUCCCUUUAUUAAAUCCCGACCUCUCGUCCUCACCAGACACUACUUGACAAACUGCAGUGGUCCUCGUCUACGCAGCUCUCUAUGCAAGUCUCGCUUCUCCGCCGUUCUUCCUGUAAAUGAGUCUCAGAAACCAAACUGCACCUUGUGUCGUCGGUGGACAGGUGAUAACGCCCCGGCUCGGCAGUCGUAAAUGUCCUCAGAAACUUUGUGCAAUUAAUUUCCCGGCACCUUCUUUGUUCCCUCGUCGUCCUCCUCUUUGUUGCGGCUCCGUCUCUGCCGUUCCUUCUAGGCUGUUAAAACGUGAUGUUCAGUUUGCCACCAAAAGGGUUUUUCACUGUCUGCAUGUGCUCUAGACGUCGACAUUUAGUCAUUUGGAUUGUACAAUUGUACUUUUGCGAGCUUUGUUCAUUUAACUAAAUGUCAAAGGUUCUUGACCUGGUUUUACUCUGUUGCCUUGUUGCAGACAUGUUGGCGCUGGUUCUGAACUAAUUACUUUAAGUUGACUUUUGUAACUUAAGUAUUUAUCCAAAUCUGACUUAAGUGUAUGUGAAUAGUCACAACCGUACCGUGUAUCUAAUGGCACUGUUAACUUACAAUGUUUGGAUAAUUUAAUAAACUACACCUUUGUUGAGA
Betta splendens (Siamese fighting fish) is the source of this 5568-nucleotide messenger RNA. It is a transcript of the gene usp13, whose product is annotated as ubiquitin specific peptidase 13. The record is from RefSeq and is a predicted model, not a curated record. Gene Ontology annotation, molecular function: cysteine-type deubiquitinase activity; zinc ion binding; protein binding. Lineage: Eukaryota; Metazoa; Chordata; Actinopteri; Anabantiformes; Osphronemidae. The transcript has 21 exons. The coding region runs from base 919 to 3510 and encodes 863 amino acids. Gene Ontology annotation, biological process: protein deubiquitination.